AUGCGGGCUGAACUUGGUGACGAGCACACGUAUGAUUUUGUGGAAGGCACUAUCCCAUGGCUAAAAGCACCAGAUCUUGGGCCUUUAUUCUCCGAUGACGACGAUUACUUCUCGUACUUUGACCCUUCAGAUACACUAAGUCUUCAGAGGGCGAUAUUGGACCUGAGACGUUAUAUUCAAGUAGAGGGUCCUUUCGACGGGAUUAUCGCAUUUUCCCAAGGCGCCACUCUCGCCUCGACGCUACUCCUCGCUGAACACGGAAAACUGGGCAGCGAUCAAGAGGAGAACCACUCUAGUGCGUUCAAAUGUGCCAUAUUCCUGGCAGCGGGGUAUGCAUGGAGUUUUGAUGCUCUCCGAAACAACAAAUGGGCCCGAGUGGACGAAAAUUCUGGCCUACGAAUACGGAUACCGACAGCUCACGUGUGGGCCCACAACGACCAUUUAGGUCCAGAUGUUGGGACCACCGUUGCGGCCCUUUGUGUCCCAGAUACGCGGUACACUUACACCCAUGACGAAAGGCACACUGUACCCGGUAGAAGGUCACCAGAAAAGCUAAAUGCCACUUUGAAAAUAGUUCGUCGCGUCAUUUGGGAGGGGAGUUUGGCAACAGAAUACUAG
This is a messenger RNA of Orbilia oligospora ATCC 24927, 618 nucleotides long. RefSeq lists its product as uncharacterized. Lineage: Eukaryota; Fungi; Ascomycota; Orbiliomycetes; Orbiliales; Orbiliaceae. The transcript is spliced from 2 exons. Gene Ontology annotation, cellular component: nucleus; cytoplasm. Bases 1 to 618 code for a protein of 205 amino acids. The record is from RefSeq and is a predicted model, not a curated record.